Molecule: messenger RNA, 2433 nt
Organism: Rosa chinensis
Lineage: Eukaryota; Viridiplantae; Streptophyta; Magnoliopsida; Rosales; Rosaceae
Exons: 7
Coding region: 1-2433 (810 amino acids)
Source: RefSeq, a predicted model, not a curated record
AUGGAUGAAGCCCUCAAUGCACUAAAGCUCCAGUUCACUGCCAGCAAUGAAUUGGACCAAGGCCAAAGAAUGUUGCUGAAAAGAGCUCAAGACUUGUACUUGGAGGGGACGGAGGGUGUUAAUAAUAGUAUUGUCUAUCAAAUAGGUGCUGAAGAAUUGGUUAGGUAUCCCAACUUGACAUGGUUGGCGGUGAGUGAACUCAAUGGUUUAAGAUUCUUGUUAUCAUCUCUAAUGGCUAGAAGCCUUACACAACUCAGACGUCUUCAGGUAUCAGGAUGUCAAAUAAUGGAAGAUAUAGUAUCAAUAGGAGAAUCUGGUGACGAAAUUGUAGACAACGUCUUUUGCCAGCUACAAAUUCUGGAGCUAAAAGACCUUCCAAAUAUCACUAAUUUCUACUCAAGAAACUAUAGUGAACUUUCAAAUCCAUCAUCUGGGAUACAACACUUUAUUUUUGACAAUAAGGUAGAGUUUCCAAACUUGAAGAAGUUAUCCAUUGAUGGCCUAGCAAAGUUGACCACGAUAUGGAACAAUCAACUUUCUCUAGAGAGUUCAAAAAAUAUAGAGACAAUUGAAAUUGUUUCGUGUGACAGUUUGAAAAGUAUUUUCCCAGUUUCAAUGGCUAGAAAUCUCAAGCAAUUAAAAAGGCUAAUAGUUAAGAGUUGUGGAGUGCAAGAUAUUGUUGCAAGAGAGGAGGGACUUCAAAUAACACCUAAGUUUGUGUUUCCAAAAGUAACACAAGUGAUUUUUAGAAAUUUGUCCAACCUCAUGAAUUUCUAUCCGGAGAUGCAUGUGUCAAGCUGGCCGUCACUCAAUGAGUUGUGGGUGGUACAAUGUGCUAAAGUCAACAUGUUUCUCAAGGAAAUCUCAAGCUUUCAAGGAUAUAGUGAGCCAAAACGUCUCAAUGUUCUUAUCCCACAGUCUCUCUUUUCAAUUGAGAAGAAUUCAUUUCCCAAUUUGGAAUGGUUGGCCGUGAAUGCAAUGGAGUUUUCAAAUGGUCCACUCCCAGCAGCAGCGCAAUUGUUUAGCAAACUAAAGCAACUUAAAGUUUGGUGUCCAGAGUCCAAGUCAGUUGUUUUCCUUGACAAAUUACUCGUCCCAAAAGGCAACAUCAGUAGUAGUGCAGUUGGGACCCAGCAGCAGCAGCAACUCACACAUUUAAAAAAGUUGAGGCUUGUUCAAAUGUACAAGCUGAUGCAUCUAGGCCAAGAUGAUGAGGAGGACAACUCACAAUCAGCCCCCCGCAUCCCAAAUUUUCUGAACCUGGAAAUUCUAUUCCUGAAUCCUUGUCACAGCUUAAGGAAUCUCAGAUCAUCCGCAAUAUCCUUCAACAAUCUAACAGCUUUGCAAGUAAUUAACUGCAAGGGAUUGAAAUACUUGAUAACUCAAUCUAUGGCCAAAUGUUUAAUGCAACUUGUAACACUGGAAGUCGUGAUGUGCCGAAGUCUGGUGGAAAUAGUGGGAAGCAAUGAAGAUGAUGAUUUAAGUCAUCAGAUUACAUUCAGGCGGUUGAAACAUGUGAAACUAUCUGGUCUACCAAGACUGCAAGGCUUUUGCUUGGGAAAUUGCAUUGCUAAAUUCCUGUCCUUGGAAACUUCAACCAUGAGCCACCGCCUCAAAUUGAAGAUUUUCGCAGCUCAUGACCAAACGCUACAACUAACAAAUGAAGAGGCAGACACAGAUAUCGAUGAGAAGCUGAUGGCUGAGGAUGAAAUGAAUUCGGCAAUACAUGCAGACAUACAUGCAGUUGGCGAUGGGAUCCUCCCACAUUUAAGAGGGUUGAACCUUUACGGGAUGCGAAAGCUGAUGAAUCCUAGGGAGGAUAGCUUGGGACCAGCAUGCCCAUAUUUUCCAAAUCUAGAAUUUUUGAAGAUAGAUGACUGUAACAGCUUAAAGAACUUAAGAUCAUCCGCAAUAUCCAUCAAGAAUCUAAUAACUUUGCAAGUUGAAUUUCCGAGGUUGAAGAGUUUGUCUAUGGAGGGUCUAACAAAGUUGACCGCAAUAUGGCACAGUCAACUUUCUCUAAACUCCUUUAGUAGACUCAAAGACGUUCAAGUACAUGGAUGUGGAAAUCUAAUAAAUAUCUUUGUGCCCAGUACUUUGGGAAGAUUGAAUGCUCUUGAGACCAUAUUGAUAAAGGAGUGCAAGUCUGUACAAGUUGUAUUUGAACUCGGAGGAAUUGGUGUUAGAGGAAUACAUGACACGUUAGCAACAACUCAGCUGAGAUCUUUUGACUUUGAAAAUCUAGAUUCGGUAGAAAUUGAUUCUUGUGAGAGUUUGAAAAACAUUUUUCCAGUUUCGGUGGCUAGAAAUCUCCACCAGUUAAAAAAGCUGAUAGUGAAGAGUUGUGGAGUUCAGGAAAUUGUCGCAAGGGAAGAGUCAUUACAAACAACGCCUAAGUUUGUGUUUCCAAAUAAGAAAUGUGAUUUUUUGUGA